Molecule: messenger RNA, 951 nt
Organism: Enterobius vermicularis (human pinworm)
Lineage: Eukaryota; Metazoa; Nematoda; Chromadorea; Rhabditida; Oxyuridae
Source: the annotation of a GenBank genome assembly
AUGUCUCACUGUAUGGAACUGAAUAAUGGCGAAAAAAUGCCUUCUAUGGGCCUUGGGACAUGGAACUCGAAAACAGGUGAAGUUGAGAAUGCUGUGAAAGUGGCACUGAAUAGCGGCUAUCGACUUUUAGACUGUGCUCUGUGCUACGGAAAUCAGAAGGAAAUUGGAAAUGCAUUAAAGGAGGUUUUCAAUGAAGGAAAAAUUAAGAGGGAGGAUGUUUUUAUUACAACAAAGCUCUGGAAUAGUUUCCACUCGUUUGAACGGGCAAAGAAAUCAAUUGAUGAUAUGUUGGCUGAAAUGCAGUUGGAUUACUUCAAUUUGUUACUCAUUCAUUGGCCCCAGGCUUACGAAGAAGGAGGAGACUUGUUUCCAAUGGAGGCAGAUGGUGUGCAUGUAAAAAAGGCUGACGUUGAUUAUUUGGAAACAUGGAAAGCAUUAGAGGAAGCUUAUAAGGCGAAAAAAGUUCGGGCGAUUGGGCUUUCCAAUUUUAAUCACAAGCAGAUACAGAGGGUUAUUGAUAAUGCCGAAGUUAAGCCAUCGGUUCUUCAGGUUGAGCUUCAUCCAUAUUUCCAACAGAAGAAAAUUAGAGAUUUUUGUAAAGAGAAAAAUCUAGCGAUCACUGCUUAUUCUCCUCUUGGUAACCCAAACAUGCCUAUCUUUCGUAAUAAGGGUGACCCAAAUAUUUUGGAAGACCCGACUAUAGUAAAAAUUGCUGCUGCUCAUUCCAAAACUCCAGCACAAGUAUGUCUUCGUUGGGCAAUACAAAACAAUAUCAGUGUCAUACCAAAGUCGUCUUCGGAGAAGAGAAUAAAAGAAAACUUCGACAUAUUUAAUUUCACGUUAUCUGCGGAAGAGGUGAAGCAGAUUGAUGGACUAGAUCGCAACUGGCGUAUUGUGAGUGUUACUCGAGAUAACACUCAUAAACAUUAUCCUUUCAAUGAAGAAUACUAA